Desarmillaria tabescens is the source of this 2142-nucleotide messenger RNA. RefSeq lists its product as uncharacterized. The transcript is spliced from 11 exons. The record is from RefSeq and is a predicted model, not a curated record. NCBI's taxonomy places the organism in Eukaryota, Fungi, Basidiomycota, Agaricomycetes, Agaricales, Physalacriaceae. Bases 91 to 1890 code for a protein of 599 amino acids.
UUGUGUUCACGGGACGAAAGAAACAUUGUCAACCUCCCACCCUACAUCUAGGUCUCCUUCAUUUAUUGAACGAGCUGUCCGACCCUCGAAAUGACCAGACGCCCUAUCAGAAUCGGAAACUCUUCAGGUGCGACUGGAGAUGGCCCCGACCAGAUGUAUCGGUUGGCAACAGAGGGCCCAGUAGAUGCCAUUUACGGGGAUUACCUGGCAGAGCUGAACAUCGCCUGGCGUGCACUUGAGAUGAUUGACCACCCAGAGCUGGGAUAUGAGGUCGCUGCUCUCACGCAGCUCAAAUGGAAGACAGCUGCACAGGAAAUUGCAAGCAAAGGAAUCCGUGUGGUCCAUGACGGAGGCGCCUUGAAUCCCCGCGGACUUUACCUGGAGACCAAAAAAUACUUCGCAGAUCUAGGUUUAGAUGUGAAGGUUGCUUGGGUUGAGGGCGACAAUAUCACAGAUCACGUUAAAGCAGACACCAAUCUGUUUCCUCACCUUGACAUCUCGGACAAGAAAUUAGGUGACGUGAAGAAUAACAUUCUGACAGCGAAUGCGUACAUUGGAAUGAAAGGAAUCAUAGCCGCUCUCAAUGAUGGCGUACAGGUCGUCGUAUGUGGACGCUGCUGCGAUGCAUCUCCUGUCAUGGCAUUGGCGGCCUGGUGGCAUGGAUGGUCCGACACCGAAUACGACAAGCUUGCUGGGGCCUUGAUGGCGGGACACGUUACAGAGUGUGGUCCAUAUACGACAGGCGGCAACUUCUGUGGCUUCAAAGCCAUACCAAACCUCAUCAAUGUCGGCUAUCCUAUAUGCGAGAUCUCUGGUGACGGAUCCUCCAUCAUCACUAAACACGACGGCACCACCGGAGCUGUAACGGUAGACACUGUGACUGCUCAACUCGUGUACGAGAUCCAAGGGCCGAAGUAUCUCAAUCCCGACGUCAUCGCCCACCUCGAAGAUAUCAAGAUCGAGAAGGUUGGGGAUAAUCGCAUCAAACUGUCUGGUAUGAAAGGCUCGCCUCCACCACCGACAACAAAGUUGGCUGUGUGCACGAUGGGCGGGUAUCAAGCUGAAUUGUAUUUCCUUGCCGUGGGACUGGAUAUCAAAGAGAAGCUGGACCUUCUACGCGCCCAACUAAUGGACGGAAUAGAUGAGUCCCGCUACUUCAAGCUCUCCCUUGAAGCGUAUGGCACUUGUCCGGACGACCCGAAAUCGCAACGGGAAGCGACGGUGCACUUGAGACAGUUUAUUCAGGCGCCUACGAAAGAAGCCAUUGAAGACUUUAAACAGCAUUUCUGGGGAUUGGUGAUGACAGGGUAUGGAGGAUACCAUCUGAACAUGGAUCUCCGAACCUUGGCUCCCAAGCCCUUUAUCUCGUACUUCCCAGCUCUCGUACCACAGAGUACGCUCAAUACCAAGGCUCACGUGGAGGACAAAGUGAUAUCCGUAGAGUCCGUGCCGGUCACAGUACCCUUCGCUGGUCAGGAUUCAUACGAUCCCAAGACGGUCACUGAUUUGAGCACCUUCGGUACUACGACGAAGGCCCACCUCGGCAAGGUCGUGCUAGCACGUUCCGGAGACAAGGGCGGGAAUGCCAAUGUCGGGCUGUGGGUACGCAAUGAUGACGAGUGGCCAUGGUUGCAGUCGUUUCUGACCAUUGACACAUUCAAAUAUCUCCUUGGCGAUGACUACAAGCCCGAGUAUCGUAUUGAACGAUUUGAGAUGCCAUACAUUCGUGCUGUCCACUUUGUUACCUACGGUAUUCUUGAAGACGGCAUUAGCUCCACGUCAGUCCUGGACGGGUUGGCUAAGAGCUUCGGCGAGUUCAUUCGAGCGCGUAAAGUUGAUAUUCCCGACAAGUUUUUGGAGAGACCUGCAGUCGGGGAGUAUUUGCAUUGAACAAGAACAUGUCGUGGGUAGCUUUGAAAGGGCACAAAUUCUAGUUCAACCAAAUCAGCACCAGUGAAAGGGGAGUGUAAACUCGUAUUCUUAUCAAAUGCUCUAUACCUAGCGUCUAUGAUCUCCACACGAUCCCGAUAAUAGAAGACGACUAAAAGACAUCGUCAGCAAACUGAACGAAUAACGAAGAAGAGAAAAAAAUAGGUUCAGUAGGAACAAUUGAUAUUGACAUAAAUUUCACAAAGAUUUCAC